AUGGCAGCUCCUGUACAGCUGGCUCAGGCCACCAAUGCCGUUGGCGUCUUUCCCCAACUGAUUGCCAAGCAAACAGAAACCCUAAUCCUGAAGGAGAGGAUGCUCUCCCUCACUGGCGACUGUUUCGACAUUAAGCUUGCAAACGGCCAGCCAAUCUUCAAAGUGCAAGGCAAGGUCAUGUCCAUUUCCGGGCGCAAGUCUGUCUUUGACAUGGCGGGGACCCAUCUUUUCGACAUCGUCAAGGAACACUUCCAUAUUCACACUACGUUCGCCGCGAUCGACCCCUCAGACAGGAAGAUAAUGGAAGUCAAGAGUAGCUUCGCACUUCUCGGCUCUAAGGCGACGGCGACUUUCAUUUCACCUAGUACUGGCAAGAGCGAAUCUCUCCAAAUGAAAGGAAACUGGAUGUCAACACAAGCGGACAUUGUCGACACCAGCACCGGCCAGGUGGUCGCACGAAUUGACCGUAACAUGCUCAGGGUGCGUGACAUUAUUGGAGGAAAACAAACGUAUUCUCUUACAGUGGCUCCCGGCAUGGACAUGGCGUUGAUGGCGGCUAUGUGUAUUUGCUUAGAUGAGAAGAAGAACGACAAGGGGGGUCUGUUCCUUUGA
This is a messenger RNA of Colletotrichum truncatum, 612 nucleotides long. Its product is annotated as DUF567 domain protein. NCBI's taxonomy places the organism in Eukaryota, Fungi, Ascomycota, Sordariomycetes, Glomerellales, Glomerellaceae. The record is from RefSeq and is a predicted model, not a curated record.